AUCGACUUAUUGGGUGGCAUUAACCACGACGAGGGGUCUAUGACUUUGGGCACUAUUGUCAAAGACCCGAAUCACGUGACACUCGCGGACUUUCAAAACGCGUUUAAAUCCAUGGAAUUAUUGGGUUUUCAUAACGUGAAUGUACCGAAAGUGACGGAACAUUACCUGAAAGGUGUCAACACUAGUAGUCCGGCGGCACUGCGCAUAGCAUUGACCGCACUAUUCAGUGAUAUAAACUUCAUAUGUCCGACAUAUCUGUUCGCCAAACGGUUCGCACAAACUGUCAAAGAGUCGCAAAGGGUUUACUUUUACGAGUUGUUGUACGCGAGUAAAUACUUUGCUAAUGAAACAUGGUGCGAUCUAACCACCAUGGGCAUUUGUCACAUGCAGGAUCACCCGUUUGUCUGGGGUCUACCACUCCGUUACCCAAACAACUACAGUUCCGAUGAUAACUAUUUCAGUAAAUAUGUGAUGAAAAUGUGGACCACAUUUGCCAAAACAGGUCAUAUGGACUCUGAUUGGCCGCAACUGUUAAACGAUGAGCCGAUGGGUGCGCCCAAAGUCCACGGUUUGGACCCAAAGGACUUACGGCUUGUACUCAAUGACCCGUUUCAUGAAACUUGUGACGGCGUUUGGGCCGACUAUUUCUUAUAAUUAU
Messenger RNA from Medioppia subpectinata, 658 nucleotides. The record is from the annotation of a GenBank genome assembly. NCBI's taxonomy places the organism in Eukaryota, Metazoa, Arthropoda, Arachnida, Sarcoptiformes, Oppiidae.